Closterium sp. Naga37s-1 is the source of this 1067-nucleotide messenger RNA. The record is from the annotation of a GenBank genome assembly. Lineage: Eukaryota; Viridiplantae; Streptophyta; Zygnematophyceae; Desmidiales; Closteriaceae.
AGUCGCCGCGCCAUCAACGACCCGUCUCUGCGGUAACUGACGCUGCCCCGCGAGCACCCUCGGUCGACCGCGACGGGUUACCGGCGAGCGCCCGUUCCGGAGGGAGAGGACCCGUUGUACCGCCAAGUCGAGCCAGCCAGUCGCGUGCACGGUACACCCAGGAGUUCGUCGACUCUCUCCGCGCACGGAUUCAGGCACAAGACCUGCAGAUUCUGCAGAUGAACGGCAAUAACCAGUCCGGAACGGCCCAGACGGAGGAACGUGCGCCGAACGACGAGGCACCCACUAAACGAGCAAAGCAUUCCGAGCAAAGAGACGCCGCUGCGCGAACCGGGCGCAGAGAGGAGACCCAUUCCAACCCCCACCCGAGUCUUGUUUAUCCUCCCAUGCAGUUUUCGACUUUCGUGCACGAGGCGAUGCAGCAGGAAUUCCCAGGGCGCUACGCCGAGCAUCUUCCCAUGAGCGAAGGCAUGCAUUGGUGGGUCGGAACGCUGAUCGAUGCGGACCGUGCUCUGCCGAAAGUGAAGUUUGGACUCGAGGAUAAGGUAGACAAGGCACAGCAGUUUCUCCUGCACGAAGUACCGGAUGCGGAGAUGUCGUAUUGGCCUGACGAAGGCCUCGUUGUUCGCUCCAUGGCACACGCCAUGGAGUUCACGAGCAAGGAAGAUCUGUCGCGGGUCCAUCUUGUGUUCGAGCGGGACCGAGCGCGCAGCAAGUGCUUCAACACUCACAUGCAGAAGCUGCGGUCCGACAUUUGGGCCGACGCGCGAGCGCAGUUUCGAGUGCGCAACGGACUGCCAUAUACAAAGCCAGUGACCUCGCGCGUGGUUCCACCGGCGACGCCCGACCCAACGGUGGUUGAGCCCAUCACAGACGAGCAAUUCCCACGGAAGUAUGCCUCGAGUGCCACUACCCACGACCUGAUGCCGUGGCAUUGCCACGAAGACACGCCGGAGAUUCCUUUCUCGAAGGAAUACUUUGAUCUCGGCAUCUACGCGACCUUCAAGAAUGGAGCGGCACCCCCACUGGUCUUGAAGCUAUACCAAGUAGCCUUUUGGCUCUUCGGG